Messenger RNA from Paramecium sonneborni, 3322 nucleotides. Lineage: Eukaryota; Ciliophora; Oligohymenophorea; Peniculida; Parameciidae. The record is from the annotation of a GenBank genome assembly.
AUGGACUUAUAAAUAAAAAAGUUAACAACGGUGAUUAAUUAAUUAAACAAUAAAUUGGAGCUAUUACAACAUAUCUAAAAUUUUGAAUACAAACAAAUUUCAGAUGUAAUGAAAGUAUUUAAAAAAUAUUGUAGCUUUUAUUAGAAUUAAAUUAAGUGAAUGCUGAAAUAUGUCUUAUGAUACAGUCUGUGAUUAAUAUUGAUGUAAGUUAAUUAAUGGACAAGAUUUUUAAUUGUCUGUAAAAUUUAUUGGUUCAUGUACUAUAGAAUAGAGAGUAGUUGAAUUAUAAGAAAAUGGAUUAAAAGUGUUAAUCAAUUUAAUAUAUUGAUGUAUGUUUAUAGAACUUAAGCACAUAAUAAAAUUUAUUAGGAGGAGUGGCUGUAUAAAAAUAAGGAAAUCCAACAUUAAAAGUGAAAAAUAUUACAUAAGUACCUUGGUAUGAUGCAUCUUAAGGGAUUCAUUUUCCUAAGAAAUAUAUUGAUAAAUAUACAUGUACAACUGAAGAUUAUUUUAUGAAUUGUUCAAAAGCAUUAACUGAUUAAUCAAUUAGAUAGUAGGAAUUUGAUAGUAUCCUUUAAUUUGCAAAUGAAUCAAUUGCAAUGAUGGGAGAGGCAUUAUAAAAUAAAAUAUCACAUGAAUAUAAGGGGAAAGGGAAACCAGAAGAAUUAGAGAAGUUGAUGAAUACUAUAAAAUUUAAAAAAGAAGAUAUAGAUAAAAUAAUGAAAAGCGUUGAUUUAGAUUUAUUGAAGGAUAAGGUGGAAAAUUACGAAUAUGUUGAAUAAGAAAUAAAACAUCAUAUAAUAUAAGUUUAGAGGGAAACAGCAGAGAGAGUAUUUACUAUAUGUAAAUAAUUAUUCAAGGAAUAAAUUAAGAAAGGUAAGUAUUAAACAUAAAGUCAGUUUAAUAAAUAGAUGACUUUUUAAAAAGGUGAUGAAUGUAGAUGUUCAAUAUAUGUUGAUGAAAUUGUAUUUCUUUAAAAUAAGAUUGAAUCUUAAUCUUAAUUGACAAAUAGGUAAUUAUCGGAAUUGAAAGAGAAGGAUCGUAUAAUAUAAGAUAUGGAAUUAUAGAUGAAACUUUUUGAAGGUUAAUUGAAAUAGUAUAUAUAAGAGAAACAAGAUUUGAAAUAAAAAAUAGAUUCAUAGUAAAAUAUAUAAAGAAGAAGUUCAGUAAUGUAAAGACAAUAAAGUUUUGCUAGAAAUAUUUAAUAAAUUGAAGAGUAUUAUUAGGAUUAAUAAUCUUCAAGUCCAAAUAGAAAGAUGUCAAGGGAAGAUAAGGUAUCAUAGAAUAGAAUGACAAAAUCUUAGAUUUCAUUGCCAUUAUAAUAAUUAAAUGAGAAUUUAGAUAAUGAAUAAAUUAAUAAUCUUAUACAUAAAGAUAAAAUGAUAGAGAGAUUAAUAAUAUUAACAAAUGCUUUGGAUAGAUAAAAUAAAGAAAAAAGAUUAUCAUAAUUAUAAUAUGUAGUAGAAACGAAAGGAGAUAGAUAAUUGAUGGAUAUGAUUGAUUUAAUAAGAGAUAUUGAAGAAAAUGAUUUAUAAUUUAAAGAUACAAAAUCAUUUUGUCAUAGUCAAUAAGAUUUUGAUGAUUCUCAUUCACCUAUUAAUAUGACUAAACAUUAUCAUUCUUAACAUAUUGUUGAUUAAGGUGAAAUACCAACAAUUAGAUAAAAAUUCUAAUCUACUAGAGAUUUAAACUCUCCAAAAAUAUAAAGAUUAGAAUAAAUUAAAGAAAUUGAUGAAAAUAAACAUAUUUUAUUAAUUCCAAUUGAAUAAAAUAAUCCAAAAAGAAAAUAAUCGAAAAAUACUAGUCAAUCUAGUUUUAAUGAUAGUAACUAAUAAAUUGAUGAUGUAUCUCCAAAUAUUAGAUAAAAAUAAAGACUUACUAGAACAAAAUCUAACCAUUAAAAAAUAUUUGAAAAUAAAACAGAAAAAGUUAAAAGAACAAGUUCUAUUAAAUUAAAAAUUAAUAGAAAAAUAUCAAAUUAAAAUACUUCCAAUGAUAUUCUAUCAAAUCCUUAUGGAGCUUCAACUGCAUAACCAUUAAAUUCAGGUAGUUUUACUGAAAGAUUACAAUCAAAAAUUAGCACUUUAAAUGAUGAUUAAUUCAAAUUUGAAAAAAAUAUAGAAAAUGAUGAUACUUAAAUGAAAUCCUCAUUAAAUAAUCAUAGUCUUCAUGAUAAAACUAAUACUAAUCCAUUAUAAUCAGGUUUAACAACUUAACAUCACACUCCUAAUAAUUCUUCUCGAUUAACAAAAUUGAAAUCAAUAAAUUAAAAUAGUGAUAAUGUUUCAUCUAAAUUUAUCUCUAAUUCAAAGAUUGUACCUGAAAUAAAUGUUUAAAAUGCAAUAUAAAACCUUUAGUAAACCAAAUUUUAAGAACUAUAAAAUUAAAUUUAAGAAACAUUUUAAAUUUAAGAAGAAAAUGAUAAACUAAUUAAAAAAUAAUCUUUGGCUUCUCAUAAUAAUAAUAAUGGUUUCUAAACAAAGUAAUCAUCUUUACAAAAUAAUUAAAUAUAAUAAGCUGUUACUUAAAAAGAAUCCUCUUCUAUCAAUAACAUAAAUGAAACAAGAAGAUCUUAAAGAUUUAAUUAAAAUACUGCUACUCCUAAUUUAGAUGAUAAUAAUGGCGAAUCUAGUAAUAGAUCACUUAGAAAAAUAAGUCGAUAAAAUAUAUCUUCUAAUUCUAAUUAAAGAACUGUUGGAAAUGAAUCCGUUAAUUUAUAAUCUUAUAGAUAAACUCUUCUGGAUCGUUUGACAUCCUAGAAUGAUAUAAGACCAUAGUUUACAAAUCAUAAAACUUAAACAUCAAAUGAAAACUUAGAAUCCAAAAAAUAAGAUGUAUUUAUUAAAGAUUAUAACAAAAAAUAAAAGGAAGAUUUUGAAAAUAAAUAAAAAGAAGAAAGAGUGAUGUUUGAUUAAAAUUUGUUUGAUAUUGCAGAAUAAUAGGAAGAACAAAUCAUUAAAUAUGCAUUAAAUAAUACUUAAGGAUAUAUGAUAUCUCAAGAAAUUAAUGAUUCAAUCAUCAAGUAAAUGUAUCAAAAUUUAAAGGAGAAUGGAACUCAGAUUAGUCAAACUAUAAAUAAAUUUUAUCAAAAAUAGGAAAAUUAAAAUAUCAAUUUCCAAGAUUUUUAAAAUUUUGUCUCUAAAUUCCAAAACUUACAUAAAAGAUGUGGAAAAGAUUGUAUUCAUGUCACAAGGUAUUUAUUUUAGUUUUAAUAAGAUUUUAUAUGAGAUUAGGAUUUAUACCAAUUAAAUAUUUAAAUAAAAGAAAAGCAAUGAGAUUAGCAAAACCAGUUGUAUUGCCAGGAUUCCCUAAGGUAAAUUGA